Molecule: messenger RNA, 2121 nt
Organism: Leptosomus discolor (cuckoo roller)
Lineage: Eukaryota; Metazoa; Chordata; Aves; Leptosomiformes; Leptosomidae
Product: protein-glutamine gamma-glutamyltransferase 6
Biological process (GO): peptide cross-linking
Cellular component (GO): cytoplasm
Molecular function (GO): protein-glutamine gamma-glutamyltransferase activity
Source: RefSeq, a predicted model, not a curated record
AUGGCGGCCCUGAAAAUAGCAAACGUCAAUUGGCAAUCCAAACUAAAUAAAGCUGCACACCACACCUCUGAUUAUAGCAGCACAGAAGCAAUCCUGAGGAGAGGACAGCCCUUCAACAUCACUCUGAACCUCCAAACAACAGUGCAACCUGGGGACAACUUCACCUUUAUUGCAAGCACAGGACCUUGUCCAGCAGAAUCACAGCAGACCAAGGCCGUAUUUAACCUUUUGGAGGAGGAUGCCAGUGGCUGGAGUGCAACCCAAGAGCCCAGUGAGCCUGGCUGCAUGAACUUCACAAUAUUCAGCCCAGCCAAUGCUGUCAUUGGACGGUAUAAACUCAAACUCCAGAUUGUUUCUGGGAACAAGGUCUCUUCGACACUCCUGGGCCAGUUUGUGCUACUCUUCAACCCCUGGUGUCCAAAUGACGAUGUCUAUAUGGCCAAUGAAAAGGAGCGACAGGAGUAUGUCCUGAAUGACAGCGGAAUCAUAUUUCAGGGACUGGAAAAAUAUAUUCAACAAGAAGCUUGGAACUAUGGACAGUUUGAAGAGGAUAUCCUUGAUAUCUCUCUGGCUAUACUGGAUCGAAGCCUGAACCACCGCCAAGAUCCAGCUGUUGAUGUAUCCAACCGAAACAAUCCUAUCUAUGUCAGCAGGGUUGUCAGUGCUAUGGUUAACAGCAACGAUGAAAAAGGAGUAGUGGAAGGGAAGUGGAAUGGAAACUACUGCUCAGGCACCAACCCCUUGCAGUGGAGUGGAAGCGUGACCAUCCUUCGGAAGUGGUACAGGGGGAGAUACAAACCUGUCCGGUAUGGCCAGUGCUGGGUCUUUGCAGGAGUGAUGUGCACAGUUCUGAGAUCCUUGGGAAUACCUACUCGUGUAAUUACCAACUUCAACUCUGCCCAUGACAGGAAUAUAAAUCUGAGUAUUGAUAACUACAUUGACAUUUCUGGAAAGACCCUGCACUUGACUGAAGACAGUGUGUGGAAUUUCCAUGUCUGGAAUGAAAGCUGGUUCAUCAGAAGAGAUCUUGGCUCUUUUUAUGAUGGAUGGCAGGUUCUGGAUGCAACACCCCAGGAAAGAAGCAAAGGCAUAUAUCGGUGUGGUCCUGCCUCCACCAGAGCCAUUAAGGAAGGGGAUGUGAACCUGGAUUAUGACAGCUCAUUUCUAUUUGCAGCAGUGAAUGCUGACUAUGUUACUUGGAUUCACUAUAGCAACAAAAGAAAAGAGAGAAUUUAUUCUGAUUCUAGGAAGAUUGGAAAAUUUAUCAGCACCAAAGCAGUGGGCACCAACUGCCGUGUGGAUGUCACUGCUAAUUACAAAUAUCCAGAAGGAUCCUUGAAAGAAAGGCAGGUGUAUAAAAAAGCACGGAAGCUGCUUGGUGUGAGAAGCACCGGAAAAAGAACCAAAAUUGCAAGACCAAGAAGACGAUCUUCAGUAGCAUGGAGACAAAAUAUGGCACAGCCUGCACAAAAACCCAGUAUCUCAGCGAAGCUGAUCCUUGAUGCACCUCCUGUAAUUGGCCAGGAUAUCCUCUUUACCUUGGCACUCAGGAACUUGAUUUCAGAUUUCAAGACCAUAAAGGUUAAACUGAGGGCUUCAGCCAUUCUCUACACAAGAAAACCAAAGGCAGAGAUUUUGCAGUUGUCUAGGUCUAUUAAACUUGGAUCUGAAGAAGUGAAAGAGAUUUCAUUCAAGAUCUCCUAUUCCCAGUACAAAAACUCUCUCAAGGAUGACAGGAAGAUCCUGGUGACUGCUGUGUGCGAAACCACGCAAGAAGCCUCGCUUCUAGUGGAAAAGGAUAUUGUGCUUCAGGAUCCUUUUCUCACCAUCGAGGUCCUUGGUCCAACGGUGGUACACAAGGCUGUGAAUGUGCAGGUCACACUUACCAACCCACUGUCUGAAGUGGUGACAGACUGUGAGCUGAGAGCAGAAGGUAGUGGCCUGCUCAAAGAGCAACUCAGAAUCAAUGUGGCAAGAAUGGCCCCCAUGGAGAGCUUGACAGUCCAAUUUGAAAUCAUCCCCUACAAGAGUGGCACCAGGCUGCUUCAGGUGGACUUCGUUUGCAUCCAUUUUUCAGACAUUAAGGGAUUUGUGAUGCUUGAUGUGGCUCCUGCUCAGUGA